Molecule: messenger RNA, 5923 nt
Organism: Cheilinus undulatus (humphead wrasse)
Lineage: Eukaryota; Metazoa; Chordata; Actinopteri; Labriformes; Labridae
Gene: ppp1r3b
Product: protein phosphatase 1, regulatory subunit 3B
Exons: 2
Coding region: 214-1074 (286 amino acids)
Biological process (GO): regulation of glycogen biosynthetic process
Cellular component (GO): protein phosphatase type 1 complex
Molecular function (GO): glycogen binding; protein phosphatase 1 binding
Source: RefSeq, a predicted model, not a curated record
UGAGCCAUUUGUUUGGUUCUCCGGAGAGGAGCGCGAGCGGCAGACCUGGAUGGACCUUCUGGAACCUUCGGAGAUGAUAGAGGAGCUGAACCCAGACCAAGUCCACUAAAGUCUGCUGAGUCCGCAUCAAGAGGGGGCUACCGAGGACCGAGAGGAGCGGCUCAGACCGGGUCUUUGUUCAGCAUCCUGUGCGUUUGGCGUCCAGAGAUCACCAUGCCGAUCGACAUGGCGUUACCUCUCUACCUGUCCAAAGACGACUUUGUCUACAGGACGUCCCCUAACUCGUGUAAACCCACUCUGAGCUCCUGUCUGAGGUUUCAGCGGCCUCGCCGCGUGGAUCAGGCCGAGCCCGAGGACGGUCGGCCGUCCGGCAGAGACUCCAGGAAACAGAAGAAGCAGGUGACGUUCGCCGACCACAGAGGCCUGUCGCUGACCAAGGUGAAGAUCUUCUCUCAGUUCAACGACCCCAUCGACAUCCCCGUCAGCAUCCAGGAGAUGUUCAGCUCGUCUCUGUGUCUGAGCCCCGAGGAGGACAAGCUGGUUCUGGACUUCACGCAGCCGUCCUCGGACUACCUGCGCUUCCGCCAGCACCUGGAGCAGAACCUGGUGUGCCUGGAGCACUGCGUGCUGAAGGAGAAGGCGUUGGCGGGAACCGUGAAGGUGAAGAACGUUUCCUUUGAGAAGAGCGUGAAGCUGAGGGUGACCUUUGACACCUGGAAGAGCCACACGGACGUGGACUGCGCGUACGUGAAGGACACGUACCCCGGCUCGCACUACGACACCUUCUCCUUCACCGUGUCUCUGCCGGACCAGCUCGGCCCCGUGGAGCGCGUCGAGUUCGCCAUCUGCUACCGGGUGGGAGGGGCGGAGUACUGGGACAGCAACCAGGGGGACAACUACCGGAUCGUGUGGUCGUCCAUGAAGAGGGAGCACUGGGACCCCUGCAGCCGCCGCAAGGACUCCUUUGACCUUGGGAUUCACUUCGACCGCUACGGCAGUCCCACAUGCUCACAUGGGAUCUUCCCUGAUUGGCCGAGUUACGCAGGUUACGAGAACAGCGGCCCGUACUACUGAGCAUGUCAAGAAGUAGACGCACUUUUGGUUUUUAAUGACUGCUGCUCGAACAAACUUCAGACUUUAGCAGCGUUUACCGUCCGUCCUGCUGAGAGGGAAACCAAAACUACUUCCUGUUUGUUAAAGGUUACCUGGUGUUACCUGCUGCUGAACAAUCAAUAAUCAAUAAUCACUCAUCUUUAACAGAUAAAGAUCAUCACUGCUCUCAGUUUCUGUAGAAAGUGUGAACAUGUCACUACUAACACUUUUAUGACAUUAUGCCGUUAAAGCGGUAGAAUCUGUUAUUCUAUUGGCCGAUGGAUAGAAACGUCUAAAACUAAUACAAAAAAAUAAAAGCCGCCUCUUAGUUCUUUAACACGUCUGUGAGGUCAAAGGUCAGCUAAAGGACAGCUGGGCCAAGGAUAGGUGGACUUUAUGUUUUCAUUUGUAAGAUUUCAUGUUUUCAACAGACAGAGCAUACAUUUAAAAAUAUGACAAAACUAAAAAUGAUUAAAAUCUGUAAAUAAUGUAGACCUCAGCAACGCUGCACUUUAAACAUGGGUGUAGGCCGAGCGGUCAGAGGAACUGUGAAAAUGUCAAAUAAUCAUUAAUCAAUAUGAGCCAAAAAGAUCAGGACAGCACCAGGAUAGUUUCAGCAGAAAUAAAUACUCAAAGUUUAAUUUAAUGUAAAAUGCUUUCUAAGCAGUAUUAAAUAUGCAGCAUCUGAUUUCCCGAUUUAAAGUCUGUGAGACUAAAACAUCUCAGAAAUGUUUACAGCUGUAUUUUAUCUUCAUCUACCGGCUUCACCCAACAAACAACUUUCUCUGUUAAAGAUCAGAGUUCAGCUUUACAUCCAGUCUGACACAGAUCUGAACCUUACAUAAGGAUCAGGUUAUGUCACUGAAAACCAACGUCAGUAUUGAUCCGCUCUGCACAGGAAUCAGAGCAGGUCUGAAAACAUACCUCUGAGCUGCUCAUCGUCUGAAAGGGAACGUUAGAACUGGAAAAUAGAACAUUAGAACUGGUAAUAGAACAUUACAACUGGAAAACAGAACAUUAGAACUGGAAAAUAGAACAUAUGAACUGGAAAAUAGAACAUUAGAACUGGUAAUAGAACAUUAGAACUGGUAAUAGAACAUUAGAACUGGUAAUAGAACAUUAGAACUGGUAAUAGAACAUUAGAACUGGAAAAUAGAACAUAUGAACUGGAAAAUAGAACAUUAGAACUGGUAACAGAACAUUAGAACUGGAAAACAGAACAUUAGAACUGGAAAACAGAACAUUAGAACUGGAAAAUAGAACAUUAGAACUGGUAAUAGAACAUUACAACUGGAAAACAGAACAUUAGAACUGGAAAAUAGAACAUUAGAACUGGUAAUAGAACAUUACAACUGGAAAACAGAACAUUAGAACUGGAAAAUAGAACAUAUGAACUGGAAAACAGAACAUUAGAACUGGAAAACAACAUUAGAACUGGAAAACAACAUUAGAACUGGAAAAUAGAACAUUACAACUGGAAAACAACAUAAGAACUGGAAAACAGAAUAUUAGAACUGGUAAUAGAACAUUACAACUGGAAAACAGAACAUUAGAACUGGCAAACAGAACAUUAGAACUGGCAAAUAGAACAUUAGAACUGGAAAACAACAUUAGAACUGGAAAACAACAUUAGAACUGGAAAACAACAUUAGAACUGGAAAACAACAUUAGAACUGGAAAAUAGAACAUAUGAACUGGAAAACAGAACAUUAGAACUGGAAAACAACAUUAGAACUGGAAAACAACAUUAGAACUGGAAAAUAGAACAUUACAACUGGAAAACAACAUAAGAACUGGAAAACAGAAUAUUAGAACUGGUAAUAGAACAUUACAACUGGAAAACAGAACAUUAGAACUGGCAAAUAGAACAUUAGAACUGGAAAACAACAUAAGAACUGGAAAACAGAAUAUUAGAACUGGUAAUAGAACAUUACAACUGGAAAACAGAACAUUAGAACUGGCAAAUAGAACAUUAGAAUUGGUAAUAGAAUAUUAGAACUGGAAAAUAGAAUAUUGGAACUGGAAAACAAAAUAUUAGAACUGGAAAGUAGAACAUUAGAACUGGAAAAUAGAACAUAUGAACUAGAAAACAGAACAUUAGAACUGGAAAACAACAUUAGAACUGGAAAACAACAUUAGAACUGGAAAAUAGAACAUAUGAACUAGAAAACAGAACAUUAGAACUGGAAAACAACAUUAGAACUGGAAAACAACAUUAGAACUGGAAAACAGAACAUAUGAACUAGAAAACAGAACAUUAGAACUGGAAAACAACAUUAGAACUGGAAAACAACAUUAGAACUGGAAAAUAGAACAUGAGAACUGGAAAACAGAACAUUAGAACUGGUAAUAGAACAUUACAACUGGAAAACAGAACAUUAGAACUGGAAAACAACAUUAGAACUGGAAAAUAGAACAUUACAACUGGAAAACAGAUUAUUAGAACUGGAAAAUAGAACAUUGGAACUGGAAAACAAAACAUUAGAACUGGAAAACAGAACAUUAGAACUGGAAAACAACAUUUGAACUGGAAAAAAGAACAUUAGAACUGGAAAAUAGAAUAUUGGAACUGGAAAACAAAACAUUAGAACUGGAAAAUAGAACAUUAGAACUGGAAAACAACAUUAGAACUGGAAAAUAGAACAUUAGAACUGGAAAACAGAACAUAUGAACUGGAAAAUAGAACAUUAGAACUGGAAAACAACAUUAGAACUGGAAAAUAGAACAUUAGAACUGGAAAAUAGAACAUUAGAACUGGAAAACAACAUUAGAACUGGAAUAUAGAACAUUAGAACUGGAAAACAGAACAUUAGAACUGGUAAUAGAACAUUACAACAGGAAAACAGAACAUUAGAACUGGAAAAUAGAACAUUAGAACUGGAAAACAGAACAUUAGAACUGGAAAACAGAACAUUAGAACUGGUAAUAGAACAUUACAACUGGAAAACAGAACAUUAGAACUUGAAAAUAGAACAUUAAAACUGGUAAUAGAAUAUUAGAACUGGAAAAUAGAAUAUUAGAACUGGAAAACAAAACAUUAGAACUGGAAAAUAGAACAUUAGAACUGGAAAACAGAACAUUAGAACUGGAAAACAGAACAUUAGAACUGGUAAUAGAACAUUACAACUGGAAAACAGAACAUUAGAACUGGAAAACAGAACAUUAGAACUGGAAAACAGAACAUUAGAACUGGUAAUAGAACAUUACAACAGGAAAACAGAACAUUAGAACUGGAAAAUAGAACAUUAGAACUGGAAAACAGAACAUUAGAACUGGAAAACAGAACAUUAGAACUGGUAAUAGAACAUUACAACAGGAAAACAGAACAUUAGAACUGGAAAAUAGAACAUUAGAACUGGAAAACAGAACAUUAGAACUGGAAAACAGAACAUUAGAACUGGUAAUAGAACAUUACAACUGGAAAACAGAACAUUAGAACUUGAAAAUAGAACAUUAAAACUGGUAAUAGAAUAUUACAACUGGAAAAUAGAAUAUUAGAACUGGAAAACAAAACAUUAGAACUGGAAAAUAGAACAUUAGAACUGGUAAUAGAAUAUUACAACUGGAAAAUAGAAUAUUAGAACUGGAAAACAAAACAUUAGAACUGGAAAACAGAACAUUAGAACUGGUAAUAGAACAUUACAACUGGAAAACAGAACAUUAGAACUUGAAAACAGAACAUUAGAACUGGUAAUAGAAUAUUAGAACUGAAGGUUAGGACAUCAGCUUAGAAAGUUGUGAGAUCAGAGCAUAAAGUUAGGACAUUAGAACAGAAAGUUAGAACAUCAGAGAAGAAAGUUAGGACCUCGGAGCAUAAAGUUAGGGCUUUAGAAGAGAGAGUUAAAACUGGAAACGGUUCUGCUUUUGAAAGAAUGAGUCAAAAUCUCCCUAGCCGACUAAUCAGAAUCAGGGAGGGUCUGGACUUAUGACUCUAACUUUAAUCCACAACAUUAGAGGACAGACGGUCGUGUCUUCAGGUGCUGCCGCUGCCAGUUUGUUGUUUUCUGAGUGGGAUUUCCUUAAAGAAAAAUAUAAACGUAGCUGUGAAAAUCAGCCCUGUUAUUACAGCACCACUAGUCCUCCUCACCUGUCCACAUCCAGGUGUGUCAUCACACAGAAAAAGCUGCUCUAAAACCAUAACUAUAUUUCUCAUCACCUCCACUGACCACUGGACAUCACGCUGAUAUUUUAAAGUCAGAUUUUAGUGUCUAGACGUGACCUCUGCAUCUAUCAUUGAUCAAACCAACUAUCCCCACUGAGAGGAGAAUAAAAACAUGAACAAAAACUGUCACUAGAAACUCUAACGUCUGGAUCCAUAACUAGAGGAUUUUAUUGUCACAGAUCUUUGUUUUUUAUGUCUUUGCCUUAAAUCUCCCCCGCCCCUCCUCCUGAUGACAUGUUCACACUUUUCUACUACAGUUUUUCUCUGAUUUUCUUUGACAGCUGAGCAGGACUUUACAUGUGAUCAUUAGAAACAGCAUAGAGAUUUUAACUGUGUAUAAUCAUAAGGUGUAAUCAGUGUUAUUUUUAAGUGUAUAGUACUGAGUCUUUAUUUCUCACUGUCCGUCUCAUUUCAAGAGUUCUCCUUCACUGCACGCUGGGUGAACUUCUCUUUGCACAUUUUACUGUCAUAUUUGUACACUUUAGAUUCACACUAAUCCUCUCACAUCAUGGUGUAAAUGUGGAUUUAGAGGAAGGAUCCAUGUAUUUUAUGUUUUUAUGUCAUUUUGUUGUAAUGUUCAUAUCCAUGUUCUCCUGUCAGGGAUCAGUGUGUCUGAGUUUUUGUGAAGUCUUUACAGAAAUGCUGCUGAAUAAAGUCCAACAUUUUAAA